CGCACGUGCGUCCCGAGAGGACGUUACGUCACCCGGGAGAGCUGAGAAGCCGGGCUGUGGCGCCGUGGUGAAGGAGCCUUACAGACAGUAUGUCUCAUCUACCGAUGAAACUCCUGCGCAAGAAGAUCGAGAAGCGGAACCUCAAGCUGCGGCAGCGAAACCUAAAGCUCCAGGGGGCCUCCGACGUCAGGCUCUCAGAAACUCAAAAUGGAGAUGUGUCUGAAGAAACACUGGGAGGUGGAAAAGUUAAAAAAUCCCUAAAACAGUCUAAUAAUUCUAUGAAUGUGAGUUCAUCAGAAGCCCAAAAUGGAGAUAUAUCUAAAGAAACAGUAGAAAAUGUAAAAGUUAAAAAAUCCCCCAAGAAAUCUACCGUAUUAACCAAUGGGGAAGCAGCAACACAGCCUCCUAAUUCAGAAUUAAAAAAGAAGAAGAAGAAGAAGAAGAGAAAAAUGGUGGAUGAUGCUGGGCCUGAUACCAAAAAAGCAAAAACUGAAGACAAAGGGGAAUCUGAAGAAGGCGCCCAGGCUCCUGAACAAACAGAAAACAGCGUGGAGAAGCCAGGUGAUGAGGAGGAUGACAGUGAAGUGCCCAGCCUGCCCCUGGGACUAACAGGAGCUUUUGAAGAUACUUCAUUUGCUUCUCUGACUAAUCUUGUCAAUGAAAACACUCUAAAGGCAAUAAAAGAAAUGGGCUUUACAAACAUGACUGAAAUUCAGCAUAAAAGUAUCAGACCACUUCUGGAAGGCAGGGAUCUUCUGGCUGCUGCAAAAACAGGCAGUGGCAAAACCCUGGCAUUUCUCAUCCCUGCAGUUGAACUCAUUGUUAAGUUAAAGUUCAUGCCCAGAAAUGGAACAGGAGUCCUUAUUCUCUCACCUACGAGGGAACUGGCCAUGCAGACUUUUGGUGUUCUCAAGGAGCUAAUGACACACCAUGUUCAUACAUAUGGAUUAAUAAUGGGGGGCAGUAACAGAUCUGCUGAAGCACAGAAACUUGCUAAUGGGAUCAACAUUAUUGUGGCCACACCAGGCCGUCUCCUGGACCAUAUGCAGAAUACCCCAGGGUUUAUGUAUAAAAACCUUCAAUGUCUGGUUAUUGAUGAGGCUGACCGUAUCUUGGAUGUUGGGUUUGAAGAGGAAUUAAAACAAAUUAUUAAACUUCUGCCAACACGCAGACAGACCAUGCUCUUUUCUGCCACACAAACCCGAAAAGUUGAAGACCUGGCGAGGAUUUCUCUGAAAAAGGAGCCGUUGUAUGUUGGUGUUGAUGAUGAUAAAACUAAUGCAACAGUGGAUGGUCUUGAGCAGGGAUAUGUUGUUUGUCCCUCUGAGAAGAGAUUCCUCCUACUCUUUACAUUCCUUAAGAAGAACCGAAAGAAAAAACUAAUGGUCUUCUUUUCAUCCUGUAUGUCUGUGAAAUACCACUACGAAUUGCUGAACUACAUCGAUUUGCCUGUCUUGGCCAUUCAUGGAAAGCAGAAGCAAAAUAAGCGCACUACCACGUUCUUCCAGUUCUGCAAUGCAGAUUCAGGGAUAUUGUUGUGUACAGAUGUGGCAGCUAGAGGGCUGGAUAUUCCUGAAGUUGACUGGAUUGUUCAGUAUGACCCUCCAGAUGACCCCAAGGAGUAUAUUCAUCGUGUGGGUAGAACAGCCAGAGGCCUAAAUGGAAGAGGGCAUGCCUUGCUCAUUUUGCGCCCCGAAGAAUUGGGUUUCCUUCGUUACUUGAAGCAAUCCAAGGUUCCAUUAAGUGAAUUUGAGUUUUCCUGGUCCAAAAUUUCUGACAUUCAGUCUCAGCUUGAAAAAUUGAUUGAAAAGAACUACUUCCUUCAUAAGUCAGCCCAGGAAGCAUAUAAGUCAUACAUUCGAGCAUAUGAUUCCCACUCUCUGAAACAGAUCUUUAAUGUUAAUAACUUAAAUUUACCUCAAGUUGCUCUGUCAUUUGGUUUCAGGGUGCCUCCUUUUGUUGAUCUGAACGUGAACAGCAAUGAAGGCAAGCUUAGAAAGAGAGGAGGCGGUGGUGGAUUCGGCUACCAGAAAGCCAAGAAAGUCGAGAAGUCCAUAAUCUUCAAACACAUCAGCAAGAAAUCCUCUGACAGCAGGCAGUUCUCUCACUGAAGACACUCCUUUCAUCGUGAAUAGCUUUGUCCUGAAAUGGAUUUUUUCUCUUUGCUCUAACAAAGGAAUGUUUGUAACUGUAGGAUCUGGUGGCCUGCUCUGACGAGGGUAUAAGUGGACUUGGGUUGCAAGCACUAAGACUCUUAUUCCCAGCGAGUCAGUCUUAUUUCAGGAAUAUAAAACAGUCCAGUUUUUCUUGAUUGCCCAAGGGCAAAGCAAGGGAUCUUUUUGGUCUUUGUUAUGAUGAUAGAACAUUUUAAGUUUAAAUCUUUUUCCCCCCAAAUUUGUCAUUGUUUUAAU
Messenger RNA from Ceratotherium simum simum (southern white rhinoceros), 2411 nucleotides. NCBI's taxonomy places the organism in Eukaryota, Metazoa, Chordata, Mammalia, Perissodactyla, Rhinocerotidae. The record is from RefSeq and is a predicted model, not a curated record.